Messenger RNA from Schistosoma spindalis, 1262 nucleotides. Lineage: Eukaryota; Metazoa; Platyhelminthes; Trematoda; Strigeidida; Schistosomatidae. The record is from the annotation of a GenBank genome assembly.
AUCAGAUUGGCGCUAAUUUUUUUUAAAGGUCGGAAGAUUUAGAUAACUAGUGCUAAACAGGUUUUGAGUGUGAGUUAAUUAGCAUAAAUAAAAUGAAUUUUAAGUGGCACAUUAUUACAAGAUUGCCUAUUAUGUUAAGUAGUCGAUUAAUCACUCUACCUAAAUAUAAAAUAAAAAUGUGUUCUGGAUAUUCAUUCUUUUCUGCUCAAUCAUCGUUUGGUCAAAAUAAUGUCAUAGACGAUGUACAACUUCGAUCUACAAAUCAAGUAUCUACCACAGAAACAGAUGAUGUUCGCAGAGCUCGUUUAUUAUAUCAAAGUAGAAAGCGUGGGAAUUUGGAAAAUGGAAUUCUGUUAAGUACAUUUGCUGCUAAAUACCUGAAUUCAAUGACUCAUGAACAACUGAUUGCGUAUGAUAGUUUGAUCAAUCUACCAGACAAUGAAUGGGAUAUUUACUAUUGGAUUACAAAUGAUGGCGGUUGAUUGGAUGGUGGUGGCGGUAGCGGUAAUGUUAGUGAUGAUGAGUUUGAUGAUGAUUUUCUGUUCAAACAAUGAUAAGAAUGGUUCGAACCGAUUGUUUCGUCAGAUGAUUUCUAAAUUUUGUUUUUAUUUCCAGUUCGAUGCAGGUGAAAAUGAAAUUUAAUUUAAUGAUAGAAUAAACAAUGUACAAUUAAACGUUAAAACUGAAAAAAAUAAUCAAUCCAACUAAAACUAAUCAAAUAUCGAAAAUAAUCCAUUGUGUCAUUGAAAAUGAAUUGAAACAAUUCAGUGAAGAAAAUGUUCUCGACAAUAUCAUUUACUUAAGCUGUACAAUUGUAUGCAAUGCAAGUUUACAAAUAAAAUAAUCUAUUGAAAUAUAGGAGGAAGAUUACAUCAUGUGAUAUGUCAAAGAAAAAUUGCUUAAUAAUCAUGAAUUGAAGAAAGAUGAUGGGAUGAGAUCAAAUAUUAGUAAUGUAACUGUUCACUUAACGAGUAUAAGGGUGAAGAAUAAAUUAAAAACGUGAAAAUGAUAAUCUUGUGGAGUAAAUUACAUAGGCCGCACAAAGUGAGCGCUUUCCAAGCGCAUCUCUCGUGGCUAUUGAAACACAAAUGAAAAUACCACCUUAUAUUUCCGCGAAAAAUUCAAAUAUCUUGCAUAAUGAGCAGUUUACAUCAAUGCAUCUAGACAUUUGGAGAAGAAAUUCUGACAGUUCAAUUCUUUCUGGAAGUUUGUGUUGAUGAUGUUAGCUGAAAAAAUUGUCCAUCAAAGUUACACGACUAAAU